CGGCUGCGGGCGGGAGAACGGGCGGGGCGGCGGGCUGCGACGCGGCCUGGGCGGAGCCGCCCCCGCCCUGGCCCUCGCGGUUGCCCUGCCCCCGCCAGCCCCAGGCUCCCCGGGCCCGCGCCGCGCCGCUCUUUCUCCGACAGCCGCCGGGGGUGCCCUGCAAGCUGUGCCGCGCGUCCUGCCCGUCUGUCCCCGCGGGUCGUCGCCCGCCACAGCCGCGCCAUGACCACCCAGCAGAUAGUCCUCCAGGGCCCGGGGCCGUGGGGCUUCCGCCUCGUGGGCGGCAAGGACUUCGAGCAGCCUCUCGCCAUUUCCCGGGUCACUCCUGGAAGCAAGGCGGCUCUAGCUAAUUUAUGUAUCGGAGAUGUAAUCACAGCCAUUGAUGGGGAAAAUACUAGCAGUAUGACACACUUGGAAGCUCAGAACAGAAUCAAAGGCUGCACAGACAACUUGACUCUCACUGUAGCCAGAUCUGAACAUAAAGUCUGGUCUCCUCUGGUGACGGAGGAAGGGAAGCGUCAUCCAUACAAGAUGAAUUUAGCCUCUGAACCCCAGGAGGUCCUGCACAUAGGAAGCACCCACAAUCGAAGUGCCAUGCCCUUUACCGCCUCGCCUGCCUCCAGCACUACCGCCAGGGUCAUCACAAACCAGUACAACAACCCAGCUGGCCUCUACUCUUCUGAAAAUAUCUCCAACUUCAACAAUGCCCUGGAGUCAAAGACUGCUGCCAGCGGGGUGGAGGCGAACAGCAGACCCUUAGACCAUGCUCAGCCUCCAAGCAGCCUUGUCAUCGACAAAGAAUCUGAAGUUUACAAGAUGCUUCAGGAGAAACAGGAGUUGAAUGAGCCCCCGAAACAGUCCACGUCUUUCUUGGUUUUGCAGGAAAUCCUGGAGUCUGAAGAAAAAGGGGAUCCCAACAAGCCCUCAGGAUUCAGAAGUGUUAAAGCUCCUGUCACUAAAGUGGCUGCGUCGAUUGGAAAUGCUCAGAAGUUGCCUAUGUGUGACAAAUGUGGCAUUGGGAUUGUUGGUGUGUUCGUGAAGCUGCGGGACCGUCACCGCCACCCUGAGUGUUAUGUGUGCACUGACUGUGGUACCAACCUGAAACAGAAGGGCCAUUUCUUUGUGGAGGAUCAAAUCUACUGUGAGAAGCAUGCCCGGGAGCGAGUCACACCACCUGAGGGCUAUGAAGUGGUCACUGUGUUCCCCAAGUGAGCCAGCAGAUCCCACCACUGUUCUCCAGCCGGCCUCUGCUGCAGCUUUUUCUCUCAGUGUUCUGGCCCUCUCCUCUCUUGAAAGUUCUCUGCUUACUUUGGUUUUUCCUUUGCUUGUAAAACAUUGAGUCCCCUCCUUGCCUUGGUUAAUCGACUCAUACCAGCUGUGCGAUGCCCGCUUUUGCAAUUAAAGGAAAACUGUUUUGUUCAGUGUCCCCUUGUCAGCAACACCGUGUCCCUUCCCCCACUCUGUUCUUCUCUGCUGCAUUUGGACAUCAGCCAAAUUUGAACCCAAUCAAAUAUAAUGUGUCUGACACUGAUUUUGUUUUUACUCAAUAAAUCUAUAGACUCCAAAGCA
Nomascus leucogenys (northern white-cheeked gibbon) is the source of this 1569-nucleotide messenger RNA. It is a transcript of the gene PDLIM1, whose product is annotated as PDZ and LIM domain 1. Lineage: Eukaryota; Metazoa; Chordata; Mammalia; Primates; Hylobatidae. Gene Ontology annotation, molecular function: muscle alpha-actinin binding; actin binding. Gene Ontology annotation, cellular component: Z disc; filamentous actin; adherens junction. The record is from RefSeq and is a predicted model, not a curated record. Gene Ontology annotation, biological process: heart development; muscle structure development; actin cytoskeleton organization.